Molecule: messenger RNA, 1041 nt
Organism: Ornithodoros turicata
Lineage: Eukaryota; Metazoa; Arthropoda; Arachnida; Ixodida; Argasidae
Product: aquaporin-9-like
Exons: 1
Coding region: 49-939 (296 amino acids)
Biological process (GO): water transport; glycerol transmembrane transport
Cellular component (GO): plasma membrane; basolateral plasma membrane
Molecular function (GO): water channel activity; glycerol channel activity
Source: RefSeq, a predicted model, not a curated record
ACCCGUCGCUCGUCCUUCACCCACAAGUCACCACCAGACCCUACAGCCAUGAACUGCGGCAAGAUAGCGCGGGCCUUCCGGACGGUCUCCGACUUUGAGAUCAAGAACCCGCUCGCACGACAAUGUAUCGCUGAAUUCUUCGGCACCUUACUGUUAACCCUGAUCGGCGACUGCGUUCUUGCCGUCAUCAUCCUUUCCGGUGCUGGAACCGUAGGCCUCGCUGCCGCACCACUCGGCUGGGGCCUCGCUGUUUUCGUCGGAGUGCUCGUCACCGGUUCGGCUUCAGGCGGACAUCUUAACCCUGCUGUGACGCUCGGCUUAACGAGCGUGGGCAAGUUUUCCGUGGUUAAAGCGCUUGCCUACAUCAUGGCCCAGUUCUUCGGGGGAUUUGUGGCCGCAGCUUUGGUCUACGCUGUCUACUACGAAGCCAUCGUGGAGUUCGACGCUGGGAAGAGAACCAUGUAUGGCGUGCAUGCCACAGCGUCCAUUUUCUCCUGCUUCCCAGCGCCAGGUAUCAAACCAGAGACCUGUAUCCUAGACCAGCUGGUCAGUACGGCUAUCCUGCUUAUCGCAAUCUGUGCUGCUACCGAUAGGAACAACGGACUGGCGAAAGGUGAGCAGAUCACGUACAUUGCCUUGUCCGUUACGGCAACCAUGUACGCGUUCGGCUUUAACUGUGGGAACCCUCUGAAUCCUGCCCGGGACUUUGCGCCUCGAGUACUCAUGGCUGUGGCCGGUUGGGGCAACGAUGUGUUCAUGUACAAUGGCCGGUGCUGGUUUUGGGUGCCAAUCGUGGCGCCUAUUCUCGGAGGAGUGGUCGGCUGCUGGAUCUACAAGCUGCUCAUACAGAACCAUUUUCCGUGGAUGGCGGCCGUUCAACGAAGCAGGAGUCCCUCCGAAGAAACCCGUUGCUUGGUGUCUGAGCAAGCUGAGAGUUAAGUUUUAACGUUGUUGUUGUUGCUCGUGUAACCUUUCGCAUUUGCUCUAUUGGUGGCGAAAGGUUCUAAAUAUGUUGAAAUAAAGUUUUAAUAUAUUUUGCCA